Messenger RNA from Malus domestica (apple), 1137 nucleotides. NCBI's taxonomy places the organism in Eukaryota, Viridiplantae, Streptophyta, Magnoliopsida, Rosales, Rosaceae. The record is from RefSeq and is a predicted model, not a curated record.
AUGCUGUCUGGGGAAAUUCCAGCAAGUCUUGGUAGUUGCAUAAAAAUUGAAUCUCUAGACCUGCAAGGAAACUUCUUUCAAGGGAUGAUUCCAUCAUCUCUGAGUUCACUAAGAGGAAUCAAUGAAUUAUAUCUUUCUCGCAACAACUUGUCAAGCUCAAUUCCAGAAUUCUUUGAGCGUCUUCAAGUUUUGCAAUCUUUGAAUCUAUCUUAUAACAACUUUGAGGGCAUGGUACCAAUGAAGGGGGUUUUCAAGAAUGCAACUGCCACAUCGAUUGAAGGAAAUAGUAAGCUUUGUGGGGGAAUUCUUGGAUUCCAUUUGCCAAAGUGCAUACUCCAACAUUCCAACAAGGGAAGAUUGAGCCCAACAAUGAAAUUGAUUAUUUCUCUGGUUUGUGGGAUUCUUGGGGUUACUUUUGCACUAGUCUUUUUGUACCUUUGUCAGCCGCAGAGGGCAAAAAUAGAGCGGAUUUCAAGUGAUUUAGAAAAUUUUCUCUCAAUCUCUUACCAAAGUCUUCUCAAAGCUACUGAUGGAUUUUCCUCUGUCAACUUGAUUGGUCUGGGCAGUUUUGGGUUUGUCUAUAAAGGAGUACUUGAGCAAGGUGAAACGAUUGUUGUCAAAGUACUCAACCUUGUUUGUCUCGGAGCUUACAAAAGUUUUAUUGCUGAGUGCGACGCUUUAAGAAAUAUUAGACACCGUAAUCUCGUCAAGGUACUCUCGGCAUUUUCUAGUUUUGAUUAUCGUGGUCAUGAUUUCAAGGCCUUAAUUUAUGAGUUCAAGGUUAAUGGGAACUUGGAGGAAUGGUUGCAUCCAACUCAUACAAUUGGUGAGACAAAUCAGAGGCCAAGGAGCUUAACAAUUUCUCAGAGGUUGAAUAUUGUUAUUGAUGUUUCUAUGGCACUGGAUUAUCUCCAUCAUCAUUGUGAGACGCCAAUAGUUCAUUGUGACCUCAAACCCAGCAAUAUUCUUCUCAAUGAGGACAUGGUUGCACAUUUAGGUGACUUCGGGUUGGUGAGGUUCCUACCAAAAGCUGCUGAAAAUUGUUCGGGAAAUCAAUCAAGUUCUUUAGGGAUCAAGGGAACUAUUGGUUAUGCUCCUCCAGGUAAAUACACUCAGUUGUUUAUUUUUCCUAGCUAG